CCCUGGAGAGAAAAUGGCGGCGGCAGCAGCGGCUUCGGCGCCUCAGCAGCUCUCCGACGAGGAGCUUUUCUCUCAACUCCGCCGUUACGGCUUGUCUCCCGGUCCCGUGACGGAGAGCACCCGGCCGGUCUACCUCAAGAAGCUGAAGAAGCUUCGAGAGGAGGAACAGCAGCAACAACACCGGUCCGGGGGCCGCGGCCACAAGACGCGGAACAGUAAUAACAAUAACACGGCGGCCGCCACGGUCGCGGCGGCGGGUCCGGCGGCGGCCGUGGGCAUGGGGAUCCGGCCGGUGGCGGGCGAUCUCUCCUACCUGCGGACCUCGGGGGGUCUGGGCCGGUUGUCGGCCUCAGGCCCGGAGAGCCCCGUGGCGGGGCCCGGCGGUGCGGCGGCCGCCCCCGCGGCUGGCAGCAAAGUGCUGCUGGGCUUCAGCUCGGACGAGUCGGACGCCGAGGCCAGUGCCCCGGACCAGGCUGGCGGCGGCGGCGGCGGCGGGAGCGGGGCUGGCCGGAGGGACCGGGCUGCGCUCCAGUACCGCGGGCUCAAAGCGCCGCCGGUCUCCCUGGCCGCCGGCGAGCUGACGAACCCCAACCCUGCCGAGCGCAGGAAGCCCCAUUCGUGGUGGGGGACCCGGAGGCCCGCGGGGCCAGAUCCGCAGAUCCCGUCGGGGAAAGACGGCGCCGGGGAGGACGUGGAGGAGGACGGGGAGGACCGCGAGAAGGGGGAUCCCGAGGCCGAGGAGCCGCUCUGGGCGGGCCGAGCCGUGAACGGCAGCCGGCUUCUCCCGUACUGCUGUCGGGAAAACUAUUCGGACACGGAGGAAGAGGAAGACGACGACGUGGCCGCUGCCCGGCAGGUAUUACUCAAGGACGACUCCCUUUCCCGGCAUCGGCCCCGAAGGAGCCAUAGUAAGCCCCUCUCCCCGCUGACUGCUAAAUCAGCCGGCAGCCGGCUGGAGACCUCGGCUCCGGGAGGGGGAGGACUGGCGAUGAAUGACAGGGCGGCGGCUGUCGGGAGUCUAGACAGGAGCCGCAACCUCGACGAGGCGGCUGUGGAGGCGGGAGGGGGAGAAGGAGGAGGAGGAGGUGGUGGUGGCUGCGAUCAAGUGGACUCCAGCCCCCUUCCUCGGUAUCGCGUUGGCGCUAAGAAGCUGGCUCCGACCCUGGCCUCGCCGCCGCUUCCUGACCUGGACUCCACCUUGGAUGCAGCAGCCACAGGCUCUCUUCUGAAAACCAAUAACCAUAUCAGCAGCGGGGCCUUCAGUAUGGACUCCCCCAGGAUGUACCCCAACAGCCUCCCUCCCAGUUCCACGGUGGCCGCCCCCGCCUCACUCAGGAUCAAUCACGCCAACCACACGGGCUCCAAUCAUACCUACUUGAAAAACGCGUACAGCAAACCCAAGCUUUCCGAACCCGAAGAGGAACUUCUGCAGCAGUUUAAACGCGAGGAGGUGUCACCCACUGGGAGUUUCAGUGCUCACUACUUGUCCAUGUUUCUCCUAACUGCUGCCUGCUUGUUUUUUCUAAUACUGGGACUGACUUACCUAGGAAUGAGAGGGACAGGAGUAUCCGAGGAUGGAGGACUCAUAAAAAAUCCCUUUGAUGAAACAUUUGGAAAUAUACAAGAAAGUGAAAAAAAUCUUAUGAUGAACACGUUAUACAAGCUUCAUGAUCGAUUGGCACAGCUUGCAGGAGAUCAUGAAUGUGGCAGUUCUAGUCACAGAACACUUUCUGUCCAAGAGGCAGCUGCAUACUUAAAAGAUUUAGGUCCUGAGUAUGAGGGUAUAUUUAACACUUCAUUGCAGUGGAUUUUAGAAAAUGGGAAAGAUGUUGGAAUAAGGUGUGUUGGUUAUGGUCCCGAGGAUGAAUUAACAAACAUAACUGAUGUGCGGUUUUUACAGUCUACAAGACCACAGAUGUCUUUCUGGUGUCGUUUUCGACGUGCGUUCAUUACUGUAACCCAUAGGUUAUUAUUGUUAUGCUUAGGUAUAGUGAUGGUUUGUAUUGUUCUGCGUUAUAUGAAGUAUCGCUGGACAAAAGAAGAGGAGGAAACAAGGCAGAUGUAUGACAUGGUGGUAAAGAUUAUAGAUGUUUUGCGAAGUCAUAAUGAAGCUUGCCAAGAAAAUAAAGACUUACAGCCUUACAUGCCUAUUCCACAUGUGCGAGAUUCCUUAAUACAGCCUCAUGACAGGAAAAAAAUGAAGAAAGUCUGGGAUAAAGCUGUUGAUUUCCUUGCUGCUAAUGAGUCUAGAGUACGCACAGAAACACGAAGAAUAGGUGGUGCAGAUUUUCUAGUUUGGCGGUGGAUCCAACCUUCUGCAUCCUGUGAUAAGAUAUUAGUAAUACCUUCUAAAGUAUGGCAAGGUCAAGCAUUUCAUUUAGAUAGAAGAAAUUCACCACCAAAUAGUUUGACACCAUGUUUAAAGAUUCGAAAUAUGUUUGAUCCAGUUAUGGAAAUAGGGGAUCAGUGGCACUUGGCAAUUCAAGAAGCAAUUUUAGAAAAAUGCAGUGAUAAUGAUGGCAUUGUUCACAUUGCAGUAGACAAAAAUUCACGAGAGGGCUGUGUAUAUGUUAAAUGUCUAUCUCCAGAAUAUGCUGGAAAGGCUUUUAAGGCAUUGCAUGGCUCUUGGUUUGAUGGGAAAUUGGUUACAGUAAAAUACUUACGACUAGAUAGAUAUCACCAUCGCUUUCCCCAAGCUCUUACUUGCAACACUCCCUUGAAGCCAUCAAAUAAACAUAUGAACUCUAUGUCUCAUCUUCGCCUUCGGACUGGCCUAGCCAAUUCUCAAGGAGGUUCCUGAAAAGACUUUCUUCACUCCUAGGACUAUUAUUUACAAUAGGAAAAUUCCUGUUUGGCUUCUUGUCUUCCUUUUUAAGUGCUUUUUGUAUGUAAUAUUUCUAUUGCAGAAUACAGCUCUGUUUGAAAGCUCCAGAAUCUCAAGGUUCCAAAGGGAUUUAGCAGUGAGUCAGUAAUGCUAAGUAGGUAGAAUAACUGUUUCAUUCAGUUUUAGGAACUCAGUUAAGCCAGAGCAUUUAAAGUUUUGCAUGAGGAACACUGACUUUAUUAAGCAUUUUCAGAUACGGUGGUUAUAUUUGCACCAAAAAAGUGUUUAGAUAACCACACAGAAGCAUGGUGAAGAGGCUUUUUUAUAUUUCCAUAAUUUCCUAUAAACUCAUUUGAAUUUGUAUGCAGUCACCUACAUAGUUCCUUGAAGGCUAAUGUGGUAGACCUGUUAAUUUCCCAAUUCAACCUUAGGUUUCUAUUGCUUGUAAGAUUGAUUUGCUCCAGCUGGAAUAUGGGAAAAUUUAUUUGGUUUUAGGCUCCGUAUACAUUUAAGGGGAUGUACAUGUACUUAACUGCCUUUUGUAUAUAUGUAUAAAUGCUGAUGGAGGUGCAAGUCUUGUUUUAUGAGAUUGUCUGCAUAAGCAGUAAAAUAAGCUCCCUAUUUUAUUCAUAAUCUAAUUUGUGUACAUAUAUAUGUAUGUGUAUAUUUGUGUAUGUAUAUAGAUGUGCGUGUAUAUACAUAUAAACAGAUAUAUGUAUAUGCACACAUAAAUGUGUACAUUUGGCUGUACUAUCACAGAUCAAACAGCCAAACACAUGGAAGUAUUAGAUACAAGUUUAAAAUAUCUUUUAUAGAUUUUGUAUCAAAAUGUUUGAGUAUGAUUUGGGGUGAAAAGUUCUGAUACCAGUUGUGUGGAUUCAAACUUAUGUGAGCAAUAAAGAAUAAUUGGCAGAUACUGAAAAAUAGUUUGUGAAAGCUGUAUUUAUUAUAAAUACUAGGGCUGUGACAUGAUACUCGGAGUUAAAUCAUUUUCCCAAUCUAUAAUUUAAUGAAAUGUUAAUGUCCCUAUUAUACAACAAGUUGAAAUCAGGGCACAUUGUUACAGCAAAAUGAAUUAGGCAACUUAUACCUGAAAUUUUGAGUCUUGAAAGUUUGCAGUAUUGUAAAUGCAGGAAUGACAGUUGGUUUGUGCCUCAGUAUUUAAUUUGUUUCCAUAAAGUUACUUUAUGACUGUUUAUGAUUUCAUAUUAAAGUAGUUUCUGAGCAAGGUUUACUUGUAAUCUAAUCAUUAAUUGGCUUUUUAAAUAAACUGUUGAUAUAUCAAUGUCAGUCCAAAUGAAUAUGUGAAGCAGCUGGAAUUAUAUUAAGUUUUGUUUAAAGUUGAAUUUUCUUUUGUUUCAUUGUAUGUGUGUUGGAUUUGCAGCAUGAACUUGCACAGAUAAUGCACGUUUUCUGGUUAAGUAAACAUGAUGCACACUAUUCUGUAACAGAAAACCCUAUUGUGCCUUACCUAUGUGCUUUUGUGGGCACCAUGUUUAUGAAGAAUAAAAAAUGAGUUGUUAUCUGAAGAGAAUAAAUUUUAAAUUCUCAGUUUAUGUCUCAGAUUCUAACGUGUGAAAAUAUAAAUAUAUAUAUAAUAUAUAAAGUAACCAAUUUUUCUGUAUCUUAUGUGCAUCCUAAUGAUUUAUCUGCGCUUAGUGACCCCAUCUUGUAACCUGUUGCAAGAAUGAAUGUAAAAAUAGUGGCAUUUUAACAGGUCGCCUUUUGAUGCAAAUGCAUCUUUUUCUUGCUUCUAAACAAUAUUUUAUGUAAACAUUGUACAUUUAUUAUUGUAAUAUGUACUAUUAUGCAGCUUAUUUUACCUGGAACUGUUAAACCGACCAAGAUUCCUCCCUGCAAGACAGUUGGGAAUGUGUAUAAUAAUUAGACAUUUGAGAAGCUUUGAAGUUUGAUGUAAUCUGUUACAUGUCCUGUUUUAAAAAAAAAAAAGAAAAAUAUUCUAAUUAAAAAUUAUUAAGGUUUUUUUUAA
Messenger RNA from Dipodomys spectabilis (banner-tailed kangaroo rat), 4814 nucleotides. It is a transcript of the gene Lemd3, whose product is annotated as LEM domain containing 3. NCBI's taxonomy places the organism in Eukaryota, Metazoa, Chordata, Mammalia, Rodentia, Heteromyidae. Bases 14 to 2800 code for a protein of 928 amino acids. Gene Ontology annotation, biological process: nuclear envelope organization; negative regulation of BMP signaling pathway. Gene Ontology annotation, molecular function: chromatin DNA binding. Gene Ontology annotation, cellular component: nuclear inner membrane. The record is from RefSeq and is a predicted model, not a curated record. The transcript is spliced from 13 exons.